AUUCCAAGGUUCAGCUCACAUCAGUCUGUCUGUUGUAUCUGGAGGCUCUGGAGGAGAUACACGACAGGAAUUUUCUCAUUUUACUUCAUCCAACUUUACAGUUCCCUCUGCUGGCCUUUCAGGACAUAGCAAAGCUGUGAUUUGAGCAUCAACCAAGAAAAGAAGUAAAUUUCUCAUCACAGACAAACCAGGAACAUCAUCAGGAUAUAUCAGUAUUAUAUUAAAUAUCACCUCAUCUGGAGGAGCAUGGCAACAGGAUGGACAGCACAUCUAACUGGGAUCCAAAAGAAAACUAGUUUUUAAAGAAAAAAAAAUAUUUCUGGAAUAAUGGAAGCUUCAUAUUCGGCAAGUGCUGCGGUCGCUCCGUCGUUGCCUCCGUCGCCAGGCUACCUGCUCAGAAUGUUUCGGGAAUAUCAGAACAACGCUGUCAUCAUGACUCAUUACAACUUCACCGGAAAACUUAAAGAGAACAAGUAUCGUGAUGGACUAAAACCCGAAGCCAUCACAUUUCUCAUCAUUUGUCUGCUUAUAGUAAUUGAAAAUGCUGUUGUUCUGGUGGCAAUCUGGAAAAAUAAAAAAUUUCACAUGCCCAUGUACUACUUGCUGGGCAACUUGACUCUCUCUGACAUGUUGGCGGGCUUUACCUACAUGGUAAACAUUGUGACUUCGGGGGCAAACACUCUCAAAAUGACUCCAGUCCUGUGGUUUCUCAGGGAAGGUGGUGUUUUUAUAACUCUCUCAGCUUCUGUCAUCAGCCUCCUCGCCAUCGCCAUCGAGCGCCAUGUGACGAUGGUGCGAAUGAAGCCCUACCAAGGUGCCAAGCGUGGACGGAUGUUCGGUUUGAUCUGCGCAAGCUGGGUCUUGUCGGUGCUUCUGGGCAUUCUUCCAAUCAUGGGAUGGAACUGCAUGGGAAACCUGGACUCGUGUUCCACCGUCCUGCCUCUUUACGCCAAGAGCUUCAUCCUCUUCUGCAUCACCGUGUUCAGCCUGGUGCUGCUGGCCAUCGUGGUGCUCUACGUACGCAUCUUCCGCAUAGUCAAGUCCAACACCCAACGGCUGGGCUGUGGUCCUCAGCGGAAAGGUCUGGCGAGGAAGUCCCAGAAGUAUUUGGCUCUUUUAAAGACGGUCACCAUCGUUCUUGGCGUCUUCAUCGCCUGCUGGCUGCCUCUCUUUGUGCUUCUUCUGUUGGACUUCUGCUGUCCCGCUCAAAGCUGCCAGGUGCUGUUUAAGGCAGAUUAUUUCCUGGGCAUCGCCAUGAUCAACUCUCUUAUAAAUCCCAUCAUUUACACCCUAACUAGCAAAGACAUGCGAAGGGCCAUAUUGAGACUGGUUUGCAGCUACUGUCUGCUGACGAAAGAUGGACAGGUGAAGAAGUUUGGCAUGCCUUUCCUGGACUGUAGCACAAGUAGGGCCGAGGUGCCCUCACACAGACUCGAAGGCCUGGAGACGACGGUCUCCUCUGGGAACUUUUCACCGUCCACUAUAAAAGCCAUCUACCCCAGGGUAUUAAAAACUGGAACAUGAGGAAGUAACAACUAGGGCCCAAAUGGACGCCGUCCAAUAUCUCCCGACUCGGUUUGUUCUCUGUGAAUAUUUAUGAACUGAAAGGAAACAAAUUUGAGAUGCAGAGAGAUUAAAAAAAAAACAUUUCUCUGCAGCUUUGAGCCGGUCGCAAAUGUUGUGUUUGCAACUGCAAAGGCUUGGCUUCACACACAUGCAUUUAACUAAACCAUGAGACUGCCAGAGAUUGCGGUAGACCAGACGAAUGGAUUUUUCUUACUGUGAUAAACACCAGUGUUUAAAACAGAUUGUCUGAGGGUCAGACUAGCAAAACAACGGCUAUACUCACAUUUGAAAAAUAGGAUUUCAAACGGCACAGUUACAACCGGUUUUACAGCUGAACUAAGACUUUCUGUAGUACAGGGUGGUUGGUUGCACAGAUAUGUUGUAAAGAUGCUUUAAAAAGGACUCUUACGAGCUGGACUUUUUUCAUGAUUUUGCAAAACAACAACCAUUGUAUAAUGGCUGAAAUGUUUAAAGGCUUUGUGGUUUAAAGCUGCAAAGAAAACAUCGGGUUAAUUCCUUCACACAAACAAACCCAUUACUGGGUGAUUCUCACGAAAACUUGGUUUUAAAAAUGUCAAGCAUGAAAAUGUAAAAAUUGCUUAAAUUUACUUUUUUUCCCACCAGACAUUGAAAAACAAAGUCUGGAGUAAAUGGGAACAUUAAUUUAAACACUUUUACUUAUCAUUUAACACUUUUUGAAACAUAAUUUAAAAAAUUAGUCCUAAAAAAUCUCAUUACCGCAACAGUCAGAAAACAUCAACACUGACAUAUUUUCAAAAUGACAUGCCAAACCUGAAAGAACAUAAUUUGGAGAUUCUGCAUUUAAAAUCAAAGUAUUAUGCUUCUAUUAAUUAAAUUAACAUUUAAUAAGCAUCUGUUGCGGUAAUGAUAAUCAAAAUGUCGUGUAAGCAUUCUGACAAGACAAUAUUUCAAAUUAUCUGUAAAAAAUGAUCUUACCUGGUAGCCAUCUUGAAGUAACUGGUCCAUGUGCUUGGUCACUCAAAAUCAAACUUUAUUAAAAUUCUGUAUGUGUGCUUAAACUGUUUUCAAAAAGUGUUGCGGAGGAUGAGAACAUCAGGCAUGGACACAUCAUUUUCCUAAUUUUUCUUCAUUAUUAUUAUACAUGAAUAUUCAGUAAAUAUUUUUUCUGUCAUCUAAGGUAGUCAAGCAAAACAUCCAUUAAUUUUUUUUCUAAAUAUUUUUGUGUUAAUUUGAUUAAAUUACAACAUAACGCAUGUUCAAACACAGCCGGACACAUUGCGGUAAUGAGAAUUUCAGCAGAAAAUGAGAUAAAAUUGACAAAUUAUAAAUUCUUAUGUUGAAAUCACACAUUGUGCAAGGUAGAACACAGUAUUGUGUUAAUUCUGAUGCUUUUUAAUAUUACACAUUUUAUAGCUAAAAUCAUUAGUGCCGUGGUGUUUCAAUGGUUUCGUGAGAAUCACCCUACUAUAUCAGACGCAAACUAAAAUGUUUUCAAGGUUACAAAAUACAAGCUAGAGUUUACAGCUCUACGUUAAUAAUACGUAAUUUCAAGUAUGCUAUGCUUGUUUUUUUAGCUUUACCUUCAGUAAACAGUUUCAACUGACACAAGCUAUAUAAAUAUCGUAUAUUUUAUAAAUAAUUUUGUAUGCAAUUGUAUAAAUUGUAAUUAUGUAGCAGUCUGCAGUGAUAAAAAAGCACUGUUAUAGGGUGUGUUUGUAUCUUCAAAAAUGCAUUUGUAUUUGUUUAUAUAUAUUUUGUUGAUCUUAAAUUAUGAGCCUUGUACAAAAAUCUUUUAUAUGUGCAUUAAUGAUAAUUAAAAGCAAAGUUUUCCUAAA
Molecule: messenger RNA, 3383 nt
Organism: Paramisgurnus dabryanus
Lineage: Eukaryota; Metazoa; Chordata; Actinopteri; Cypriniformes; Cobitidae
Source: RefSeq, a predicted model, not a curated record